AUGGGCGCACGACGGUGUGGAGACUCCCAAACAGUCUGCGACGCUGCCAGAAAAUCUCCCAGACCGGCGAGGCACCCGCAGGAGACUCCUAGACAGUCUUCGACGGUGCCAGGACCGUUUGGGCAGCCGCAGGAGACUCCCAGGCGGUGCCAGGAGUCUCCGAGAUCGUCAGGGCACCUUCGGGAGAAUCCCAGACAGUCUGUGACGGUGCGAAGACCUUCAGGUGCCCAGACGAUCUUGGCAGGCAUUUUAGAAGCCUUUGACAAAUGUGAUGUUUCCAAGGCUCGAGAAAGAAUUAAAACAGACCUCAAUUUGUGGAAAGACUGUAAAAUCAAAAUUGCAGUGAUUGGUGGAUCCGGCACUGGCAAGUCAUCAUUUAUCAAUGCUUUGCUAGGUUUUCAUCCCACUCACGAAAAUGCAGCUAAAGUUGGAGCUACCGAAACCACAAUGCGCAUGGAAAAGUUUAUAAACCCAAAAUAUCCUAAUCUUGAAUUUUGGGACCUUCCGGGUGUUGGAACUGCCAACUUUCCGAAAGAGACAUACUUGAAAACUAUUGAAUUUGAGCGAUAUGACUUUUAUAUUUAA
Dreissena polymorpha is the source of this 585-nucleotide messenger RNA. Its product is annotated as interferon-inducible GTPase 5-like. Gene Ontology annotation, molecular function: GTPase activity; GTP binding. Gene Ontology annotation, cellular component: membrane. The record is from RefSeq and is a predicted model, not a curated record. Lineage: Eukaryota; Metazoa; Mollusca; Bivalvia; Myida; Dreissenidae. The transcript is spliced from 3 exons. Bases 1 to 585 code for a protein of 194 amino acids.